CACAGAGUCUUCAAGGAAACUUGAUGACUGUCUUACUGCAGUUUGGAUGAAGUUCUGUGGUUUGAAAUCACGCCAGUCCGCAUUACUCCAAUCUGAAUGUUUUAUUGAUGAAAACCACUCAGCCUGGGAGGAUUGUCUGACCAACUGAAGAAACCAUGGGACAGUCACAAAGUGAUGGGGAAACAGGGGUGCAUUUGGGGCAGAUACAGCGACUGUACAAGAAAUUUGUCAGUGAAUGUCCCAGUGGAAAUCUGCAUUUGCAUGAAUUUAGAAAGAUAUUUGGAAUCAGUGCUCAGUCACUGACGGAAGAAUCUGCAUAUAUGGACAGCGUAUUCCAUUCUUUUGACACAAAUGAGGAUGACACAGUAGACUUUGUGGAGUAUGUGGCAGCGGUGCACCUUGUUCUUCGCGGAAAGCUUGAGGAUAAGCUAAAAUGGUCUUUCAAGGUCUAUGACAGGGAUGGGGAUGGACAGCUGGAGAAACAUGAAGUGAGACACCUAAUUAAGACAAUUUAUGCAAUCAGGAAGCACAGUGGUCAAACGAAAAGUGAUGACCUCUCACCAGACCAAAUAUGCAACCGAAUUUUUGAGCUUGUCGACAAAAACAAAGAUGGUCAUAUUUCAUUGGAUGAAUUCAUGGAGGGAGCCCAGAAGGACGAGUGGGUUAUGAAUCACCUGAAGCUGGAUGUCCAGCCCACCGGAUGGUUUAUUGAACAACACAGUAAGAUCUUUUGACUGCAAAAAAAAAAAAAUCCCCAGCUUUCAGUUUCUUGGGUAUACUUUGGCAAGGUGAUUUGUUUUGAUGGCUUCCUGAAGAAAUGAGCAAUGGUAAACCAGCACAGGGAUGCUAGGAUGAACAAGACACAGCCUCCCAAGGAGGUCAGCCGUGGUCCUUUGGCGGGAAUUACUCAAGGCUUUACCAGGUGUGCUGGUUCCUAUGGAUUUUGUCCCUGUUCAAAUCUUUACCAGCUUUCCAGGGUGGAUAAUUUGAGUUAAAUGAAUGCGGGUGACCAUGAAUUAGGCACCUAUCAUGUUGCUAUUUAUGGAGUCCCAUAAUCCUUUGCUUAGCAACAGUGCACCUGCCUCUUCUGUCAUCAGCCAGCUUUUUUCACAAAUUGACUUAUACUCCUGAGCAGCAGCCCUCAGGACAGUGAGUCAACUGGAUUUGCCAUCACCUACAUACAGUAGACUCUCAGAGUAACAGACUGGCUGAUUAAUUGACUCUGGUAUGACAUGGACAUAACAGGCACUAUCAUGUCUUGUCAAGCUCACUUUACGAUAAAAGCAAGCAAAAAAUCAAAAGACAAACAUGACACCAAUAGCAGUUGUACGGUCUACAGAUGCCAUUUUCGAUCAACAGGUAAAACUGACGUCAUGAUGGUGACUGGGUGCAAUUUGUCCCUUUCUGUACUAUAAAUGUGCAUUCCUAUCUCUGUUUGCUUUCUCUUUGAUGGCCUCCUCUUGUCUGAUUGCCAGGGGCCUGGAGGCCUCUAAAAGGACAAUUAGGCCUAAACCGCAUCAGGGAAAGAAAGAGUGAAGGCCUACAGAUAUAAAGGAACACAUGGGGAGACACAAUGUCUCUCUUGGGUUAUAGCCACGGCCAGUGGUUUAGAACUCCAAGUAAACAUGUUGUACUGCAAGUUAGCUAAAGGAACUGCAUCCACAUAGUAUCAGUUUAUUUACUAACUUUGAAUGUUGCUAUCGUUCUGCAACAUACUGUAGCACCAAAUAAACGUGCAUAGCUCUACCUUCCUGCAAUAGCGAGCCAGCACAGCUUCCAGCUCCAGCAACAAUGAAAGGUCAGAAUAAUCUACAAGGAAAGCUUCUACAAAUAGUACAAUGCAGAUCCAGAGACGCUGCCCAAGGCAGAGUUUCCUUGUACCAACAACCACACAACCGGACUGUCAGACUCAUCUACGUUCUAGCAGUAAGACUGACAAACAUCCAGGCCUUAGCUUAGAAAACUUCUGUUUCUACUGUAUUUUCCAUGAAGUAUGUUACCUGUCGUAAUAAUGCUGUUUUUACAUCGCUUGUUAGUUAGCUACAGCCUAGCCCCACAUAACUAACAUACUAUAUUACUAACUAUAACUAUAUACCUAUUACUAACAUUAGCUUACAAUUUGCCUUACUUUUAACUAAGAUCGCUCCAUGCCAUCUCUCUUGCACUAAUAUCUACUUACUUGACAUAAGGUCUUGUAUAUUUAGAAUGCAAAGGUGCGCUGAGAUUAGCUAGGCGUAGCUAAUUUCCAUAGCCUUUUGUACCGGCCAUAACCCCAGUAGCCACCUCUAGCCGCAUUAGCCUCACAUUAGCCUCAUGCUUCAGAGGAGCUUUUGUUCUCUCCUGCAUCACGUGUGCUCAUGAACUAGACACACACAUGCAACACUCUUGUUUCCUUUUGCAAAUCCUCUCUUACUUAGCCUUUAAUAAUUUCAGGG
Anguilla rostrata (American eel) is the source of this 2435-nucleotide messenger RNA. Its product is annotated as guanylyl cyclase-activating protein 2-like. The transcript has 4 exons. Gene Ontology annotation, biological process: visual perception. Gene Ontology annotation, cellular component: cone photoreceptor outer segment; photoreceptor inner segment. NCBI's taxonomy places the organism in Eukaryota, Metazoa, Chordata, Actinopteri, Anguilliformes, Anguillidae. Bases 156 to 734 code for a protein of 192 amino acids. Gene Ontology annotation, molecular function: calcium ion binding; calcium sensitive guanylate cyclase activator activity. The record is from RefSeq and is a predicted model, not a curated record.